AUGCGGUCCCUCUUAGUCAUCCUCCUCCCCACCGCCCUGGCCCUGCCUUCAUUUCCCUUUUCGGCCUCGGCUCAACGGCCUCUCCAGGAUACCUCCGAGAUAUCAUGUCCUCUUGCUCCAAAAAUAGCCCCGGAUAGCGACGGCUUCUUAUCCUCGCUGCAUUUCAUUCAGGAUGAGGGCAUUCGCGCGCAACAAGUUGAGCGCCUCUCGCGCGCUGUGCAGGUCGACACGAGCGUUGGCGAUGCGGUGACGGAUCGCGACAAUGAGGCGUUUGCGCCCUUCGUGGACUUUCAGGACCUUCUUCGUGACUUGUUUCCUCUAGUCCACAAAACCGCCCAACUAGACCACAUAAACACCCACGCCCUGCUCUACACCCUCCCCGGCAAACUCCCCCACCUCCAACCAAUCCUCUUCCUCGCCCAUCAAGACGUCGUCCCUAUCGACGACCCAACCGACUGGACCUACCCGCCCUUCUCCGGCCACUACGACGGAACCUACAUCUGGGGCCGCGGCGCCAGCGACUGCAAGAACACGCUCAUCGGCCUGCUCUCCGCCAUCGAAGACCUGCUCAAUCAGGGCUUCAAACCAUCGCGCACGGUGAUUUUUUCAUUCGGCUUCGAUGAGGAGUCGCACGGUUUCCUAGGCGCCGGGCAUCUAGCCCCCGAACUCGAGAAGCGGUAUGGAAAAGACAGCAUCGCGUUGAUCCUGGAUGAGGGCGGAAACGGUGUGCAGGUCCUCCCCGAUGACGAGGAUGUCGUCUAUGCGCUCCCCGCUGUCGGUGAGAAGGGUGCUCUGGAUCUCAUCCUUGAACUCGCCGUGCCCGGCGGCCAUAGUUCCAUUCCGCCUGCGCACACGGGAAUCGGGAUUAUGGCGGAUAUCAUCCACACUCUCGAACGCAAGGACCUUUUCGUCCCUGAGUUAAACGAGAUUCAUCCUACCCGCAAGACAUUGGAAUGCCAAGUCGUGCAUUCGCCCGAACACAUCGAGUCGUGGCUGGGACAUGCAUUGUCGACAAACGAUUACCGCAGCCUAGCCGAGAAACUGGGCCAGUCGCGCGGUGACAAUUUCCGCGUCACUCUGCAAACAACUCAGGCAACAGAUAUCAUCCGCGGUGGCGUGAAGUCCAACGCAUUGCCGGAGAAAAUCUCCGCUGUGAUCAACUACCGUGUCGCGCUGCAUCAGACACCAGACACUGUUAUCUCUCGCGCGGUUGACUUGAUCACGCCCAUUGUGCAAGGAUACAAUCUCUCGUUCUCGCAUCCGUAUUCGUCUGGCGAGGGCGAAGGAACGAUCAACCAUCUCACGCUUAGGCCGCUUUCGUCCCCGCUCGUCCCCGCGCCGCUUAGUCCGACGGAUGUCUCCGCGGAUCAGAUUUGGACUCGGUUCUCGGGUGUGGCGCGCGCAGUGUUUGAGUCGGUUCCUGCUCUUAAGGGGAAGAAGGUUGUUGUGAGUGGGGAUGUUAUGACUGGGAACACGGAUACGCGGUUCUAUUGGAAUCUGUCGCGGAAUAUUUACCGCUGGAAUCCUAGUCGGGAGAGGUUCCUCAACAAUAUCCACACUGUUGAUGAGAAACAGUCCAUCGAUACCCACCUCGAGGGUAUGAUGAUGUAUUACGAUCUGAUUCGCGCUUUCGACCAAUGGGAAGAAACGAAUGAAUUUGCCCACGAACUGUGA
Messenger RNA from Aspergillus chevalieri, 1674 nucleotides. It is a transcript of the gene cps1, whose product is annotated as Gly-Xaa carboxypeptidase. The transcript is spliced from 3 exons. The coding region runs from base 1 to 1674 and encodes 557 amino acids. The record is from RefSeq and is a predicted model, not a curated record. NCBI's taxonomy places the organism in Eukaryota, Fungi, Ascomycota, Eurotiomycetes, Eurotiales, Aspergillaceae. Gene Ontology annotation, molecular function: metallocarboxypeptidase activity. Gene Ontology annotation, cellular component: fungal-type vacuole lumen.